AUGGAUAUAUUCCGUAAAAUACGCAAAAAAUCUAAGAAGACUCAGGUUACCACCUUGACCCCCACUACGUCUGGUGCAUCUGCGAGUCUGAUCCAAGCCAGCACGAGGAUCGUCGCACCGCCUGUUGUUGAACAAGGUCCAUCUGGUCAACAAUCCGUAGUCACCACAUCAGCAUUAUCGACGACACAAUCUGCGACCGAUCAACAAUCUCCGCAGAGCCCGGAUCAUGAACAGAUACGACGAUCCAAAAUGGACAGAUGGCUUGCUCGUGUAGCUCUCAUGCUCAGCUUGACAAAAAGCAUUGCGGAUGCUGCCGAGUUUGCACCAUUGAAAGGAGCCUGCGAAGCUGUUGUGACAAUUCUGGAUUCCAUUCAGGCUAUCAAAGAUAACCAAUAUGCCUGGUCAGACCUCUUGCAGACCAUUAGAGAACACACGAGGACGUUUCAAAGACAACUAGAUCAGCUAGGUAUCAAAAAUGUACUCGAAGAGUGCGAGGAAUCUAUCAAGGAUCCACUCACAAACUACUCCAUUACCCUCAAAGAGUUGAUAGCCGAGAUAUGCGUCGAUUCUGGUCUCGAUGAAUCCGAGUUUGAUAAGGGUCUGACUUGGAAAAUACUGGUCCAACGUAUCGGUACUACAAAGCUGGAAGCGGACACGAUCAAUGGAUACAAGCAACGCCUGACGGACGCAAGGGACGAGUUGAUGCAUGCUCUGAUUCUCUAUGUUACCGUGUCUGUUAGAGCUACGGCGGAGAGGGACAUAUUGAAGGAACUCCAAUCUAAACAACGACAACGUCCGCAGGAAUGCCAGCCGGGUACACGUGCGGAAAUAUUGGCUGAAUGCGAAGCCUGGUCCAAAAACCCAGACGCUCCGAACGUCCUCUGGAUCAAAGCUGCACCAGGAGCGGGCAAAUCGACCAUUGCGUCCACCUUGGUGACUACACUCGGCAUCAAAAAGACGCGUCUAGGAUCGAGCUUCUUCUUCCGUCGACAAGAGACCGCAACUACAACUGCUAGCGCACUGUGGCAGGGGAUUGCGUAUGACCUUGCGCGACAUCCUACCAUUCGCAAAUACCUCGCGGAUAAGAUGAGGAACGAGGAGAUUGACUUGACGACACCGAAUAUCGACAUUCUUUUUCAGCAGUUGGUUGAAAAGCCGUUGUCCAAAAUCGGCAACCUUUCACAGGACCAAUUACCUGUGGUCAUCAUUGAUGCAUUGGACGAAUGUGGUGGACUGGUCGGCACGCGAUCGACGGAAUUUCGGCAACUUUUGCAAACCCUCACUGCCUGGUCUCGUCUUCCAACCAGUUGCAAGUUGAUCGUGACCAGUCGUGAGGAGGACGAUAUAGCGAGGAUGUUCGCUCUCAACCCUCCACAUACCAUCGACCUACUCGCUACACAGGAGACAGUCAGCCAGUCCAAGCGAGACAUUCAGGCAUUCCUGACUGAGGAGCUUAGGAAGGUUGCUAGCAAGUAUACCAUUCGAUCCGUCGAAUGGCCUCAAACAACGACUAUCGAAGCCUUGGCAAUCAAAGCUAAUGGGCUAUUCAUCUGGGCCUCGACGGUGAUAGAGUAUCUCCGUGCUGGUAAUCCGAGGGAACUUUUGGAGGAGAUUAUAAAGGAAGACCGUGUUACAGGCAUGGAUUCACUCUACACUACAGUCCUCCAAACCGCGUUUCCCAAUCCGAGGCCAACUCUGAUGGAGGACAUAAGAACAAUUCUGGGCGGAUUGGCUGUCGCCAAAGAGACUUUAGACAUGAAAACGUUAACGAAUCUCCUCGCAAUGGAUCCUUGGACGGUCGAACACAUCUGUGGCGCACUACGACCGGUGCUGGAAUUCGACGGAGGACUUCGGUUCCGCCACCAGUCAUUUGUCGACUUUUUUUUAAACCCAAAUAUGACAUAUUUGGUCCCUGGAAUCACGACAGACACCUCCCACCGGAUUCUUGCAGGCCAAUGUCUACGGAUCAUGAAGGAGGGGCUACGAUUCAAUAUCUGCGAGAUCUCGUCAUCCUAUUUGCUCAAUCAGGACAUUUUGAGUGGACUUUCAUCUAUUGAGACCUACAUUCCCCGCCAUUUACAGUAUGCGUCGCGGUAUUGGGUGGAUCAUUUGAAUCUUCCAAGUGAGGAAACGAUCACCCUCGUUCGAUAUGUUCUCAAGAUUCACUUCCUUUCGUGGCUUGAGGUCGCAAGUUUAUUACGGAUUGUGGACAGGGUACCGUCUAUGCUUACGGCGUUGGCCGCAUGGUUGAAGGAGAAUGAUAUUGUCGAGUUGAUAUCGCUCGCAGAGGACAUGCGCCAGUUCACGGUGCACUUCAUUGAGGUGAUCUCACAAAGCGUGGCGGGCAUCUACCUGUCGGCUUUACCAUUAUCGCCUGCGGUUUCGAAGGUGCAUCAACAAUACAGAUAUCAAUACCCCAACACAUUGUUCGUCCACUCAGGUGGAUAUCAACGGUGGUCACCACUCCUUUUCAUACUCCGCGGGCAUACCGGGAGUGUGAAUGCAGUUGCGUUCUCUCCAGAUGGGCGGCGCGUUGUCUCUGGAUCUUCUGACCGAACGGUGCAUCGGUCAUUCUCGCCAGACGGCCAGCGCAUUGUCUCUGGAUCUGAUGACCGAACGGUGCGUCUGUGGGAUGUAGAAACGGGCGCACAGAUUGGAUCCCCGCUUGAAGGACAUACACAUUAUGUCCGCUCGGUUGCAUUCUCGCCAGACGGCCAGCGCAUUGUCUCUGGAUCUUUUGACCGAACGGUGCGUCUGUGGGAUGUAGAAACGGGCGCACAGAUUGGAUCCCCGCUUGAAGGACAUACACAUUAUGUCCGCUCGGUUGCAUUCUCGCCAGACGGCCAGCGCAUUGUCUCUGGAUCUGAUGACCGAACGGUGCGUCUGUGGGAUGUAGAAACGGGCGCACAGAUUGGAUCCCCGCUUGAAGGACAUACACAUUAUGUCCGCUCGGUUGCAUUCUCGCCAGACGGCCAGCGCAUUGUCUCUGGAUCUUUUGACCGAACGGUGCGUCUGUGGGAUGUAGAAACGGGCGCACAGAUUGGAUCCCCGCUUGAAGGACAUACACAUUAUGUCCGCUCGGUUGCAUUCUCGCCAGACGGCCAGCGCAUUGUCUCUGGAUCUGAUGACCGAACGGUGCGUCUGUGGGAUGUAGAAACGGGCGCACAGAUUGGAUCCCCGCUUGAAGGACAUACAGAUUAUGUCCGCUCGGUUGCAUUCUCGCCAGACGGCCAGCGCAUUGUCUCUGGAUCUGAAGACCGAACGGUGCGUCUGUGGGAUGUAGAAACGGGCGCACAGAUUGGAUCCCCGCUUGAAGGACAUACAGAUUAUGUCCGCUCGGUUGCAUUCUCGCCAGACGGCCAGCGCAUUGUCUCUGGAUCUUCUGACCGAACGGUGCGUCUGUGGGAUGUAGAAACGGGCGCACAGAUUGGAUCCCCGCUUGAAGGACAUACAGGCUGGGUUAUGUCGGUUGCAUUCUCGCCAGACGGCCAGCGCAUUGUCUCUGGAUCUUCUGACCGAACGGUGCGUCUGUGGGAUGUAGAAACGGGCGCACAGAUUGGAUCCCCGCUUGAAGGACAUACAGGCUUGGUUAUGUCGGUUGCAUUCUCGCCAGACGGCCAGCGCAUUGUCUCUGGAUCUUCUGACCGAACGGUGCGUCUGUGGGAUAUUAUUAUGUCGGUUGCAUUCUCGCCAGACGGCCAGCGCAUUGUCUCUGGAUCUGAAGACCGAACGGUGCGUCUGUGGGAUGUAGAAACGGGCGCACAGAUUGGAUCCCCGCUUGAAGGACAUACAGAUUAUGUCUGGUCGGUUGCAUUCUCGCCAGACGGCCAGCGCAUUGUCUCUGGAUCUGAUGACCGAACGGUGCGUCUGUGGGAUGUAGAAACGGGCGCACAGAUUGGAUCCCCGCUUGAAGGACAUACACAUUAUGUCCGCUCGGUUGCAUUCUCGCCAGACGGCCAGCGCAUUGUCUCUGGAUCUUUUGACCGAACGGUGCGUCUGUGGGAUGUAGAAACGGGCGCACAGAUUGGAUCCCCGCUUGAAGGACAUACACAUUAUGUCCGCUCGGUUGCAUUCUCGCCAGACGGCCAGCGCAUUGUCUCUGGAUCUGAUGACCGAACGGUGCGUCUGUGGGAUGUAGAAACGGGCGCACAGAUUGGAUCCCCGCUUGAAGGACAUACAGAUUAUGUCCGCUCGGUUGCAUUCUCGCCAGACGGCCAGCGCAUUGUCUCUGGAUCUGAUGACCGAACGGUGCGUCUGUGGGAUGUAGAAACGGGCGCACAGAUUGGAUCCCCGCUUGAAGGACAUACAGGCUGGGUUAUGUCGGUUGCAUUCUCGCCAGACGGCCAGCGCAUUGUCUCUGGAUCUGAUGACCGAACGGUGCGUCUGUGGGAUGUAGAAACGGGCGCACAGAUUGGAUCCCCGCUUGAAGGACACACGACUCCGGUUUACUCAGCCGCAUUCUCGCCAGAUCGCCAGCACAUUGCUUCCGGAUCUGAAGACCGAACUAUACGCAUAACGAAUACCAGCGCCACAGAAGAUAGUGUACAUUCACUUCUAAAUCAGUACUGCCGGGUGGGCGACGAUGGAUGGUUAUUUGGUCCAUCUAGCCAGCGACUCUUUUGGGUACCGCCUCCGUUUCGUGCUGGGAUCGAGCGGCCAGGAGUUGGCAUCAUGGGUCAAGUCCAGAGGCUGGGUGUCGAUACAACUCAAUUUGUGCACGGAGAAGAAUGGACACGGGUGAAGGAAGGUGGAAAGAUACCUGAAGAUAUCUGA
Molecule: messenger RNA, 4773 nt
Organism: Serendipita indica DSM 11827
Lineage: Eukaryota; Fungi; Basidiomycota; Agaricomycetes; Sebacinales; Serendipitaceae
Source: the annotation of a GenBank genome assembly